CUCCCGGAGAUCUUCUCUAGGGUUUGUUUCCGGCGAUGGCGUCUGAGAAGCGGCAACUGCAGGAGAAUUCGGUGAUACAAGUGUUUGGAUUUGGGCGGUCCUGGUCAUUUGUGAGUGGCGCCACUGCGGGAGAAGCCACCGACUUCGUGGCCCGUAGGCACAACAGAGCAGUGGAGGACGUAGCGAUGGAGGACAUUUCCUCGUCAUCAGGAGGAGUGAUACUAGUCCGUGGGACGCAGCUAGUUGCAGGGCGCAGGUACGUUUUCAUCCCCGUCGUCAAGCCCGUCACUGCUCCUAAACGAACGUUCGCAGUCGGGGGUAUUGCUGAUCCUGAGAAGCACUACUAUUUGGCUCCAGACGUGGCCCUGCUGGUUUCCAAGCUCAAAGGUGGCAGAUACUGCGUUCUCACAGGUGCUCGUCAAACUGGGAAGAGCACAAUGGCGAUGGCUUGCAAGGCGCAGCUGUCAAUGGAACCAGGCUUCUGUGUUGUCUACUUGGACAAGGUGAAUGCAGAUGGAAUGACGAGCAAGAGUAUGUUCUGGGGUCUGCUCUGGGAUCAUCUGCAUGGCAAGUGUAGCCUGUUGUUUCCGGCCAAGCCUUCGGGAGAGCAGAUAUUCACUGAGUGGAAUUUCAAGUCGCUGUUUCUCAAGCAGAAUCUGCCCCUCAAGGUGAUCCUGAUUGUGGACGAGGCUGAUACGUUGCUGAGCGCUCCGCCUGACUUCCUUGGCGAUUUAUUCAGCACUCUCAAGGGAAUGAGAGACGACACAGACUACAACUUUAACGGUAUCUUACUCGUUGGAGUUGAGACGGUCAAGGACUUCCUGGCACAGCAGCGUGAUCAUCGACGGAAUACUGCUGCUGAACAGAACAUCGUCUAUACAGAGAGUCCUUCCCCCAGCAGGUACUCACCAUUUUCACAUAGUUUCCUCGCGCAGCCAGGGAGGUUUGGAGUGGAACAUGUGGAAGAUCUGCUUCGGCAAGCAGAAUCUGAGCGACCAGGAGUAAAAAUCGCAGUGGAAAGAAUUGCUACCUCUGUUAUAGAGUUGACGGGUGGUCACAAAGGCCUAGUUGGUUCGUGCUUGGACUACUUAGUGAAUAAUGAGCUGUGGAAUAGCAGGCAGUGGAUCGAGGAAGCAGAAUCUGGCCAGCUUGUGAACUAUGUCUUUGGGCAGCAAACUUUUGGUCGGAUUCUCAAGUCUUUCAGAAGCCAUGCAGCUGGCAAGUACUUCGACCUGCUUAAAACGUUCCUUGCUGCGAAAAGUCGUCACUGUGACGAAGAAAUGGUGGUGCAACUGCGAAACCUCAUUGCCGAAGGUGUAUUACAUUCACAGCCGGCAGCGGGCGGUGGCUAUGAUGUGCAAAUUUCUUCACCGCUACUACGAGAUGUUAUAUUUCGACGAUGCGUCGUUACAAGCGACAGCGUCAACCCGCCACCAGAUCCUUAUAGGCUUGACCACUUAUGGGUGAUUAUGGAGGCACUUAGGAGCUUCGAUGGGGAAUCAAUGUGCAGGCCAGACUGCUUAAAGGCGACCGGGGAGAUUUCCGAGUACUCGUUCCAGUUUGUGUUGUUUACCAGGCUCAAAGCCAUUUUCAGGCAAGCGUACCCGUUCAUGGACAUUAAGGUCUUACCUGAAUCCAAGCAAGCCGUGGAGUAUUUGGAGAAGCGAGACACUCAGGAACGGGUUGACAUAUUAGUGCGAAACAACAACAAUUUCACAAAGUUCGCGUUUGAGCUAGUUGUCAACGAUGGUGUGGAAGGCCAUCUGUUGAAGGCUGUGCGCUAUGCUUCACAACACAGUGCGCUAGUGUUCGUUAUCAAUUUCACUAUGGAAGAUACACCUGAAAUUCGGAUUCCAGAGCAUGCCUCAGUAGUCUUCGUCUCGGUGCAGUUAAAUCCAAAUGGGAACAAAACAUCAGCUAAAGUGACAAUCGUAGACAUCGAUGGACCUCAACCGGUGAUGCAUUUAGAAUUGACUAAGUGGGAUGGUAAGAUGUCGUUUGAUCACAUAUAAUACGAAGGCAUGCUCGCAAGUUUGACAUUGAAGCAAG
This is a messenger RNA of Selaginella moellendorffii, 2049 nucleotides long. RefSeq lists its product as uncharacterized. The record is from RefSeq and is a predicted model, not a curated record. Lineage: Eukaryota; Viridiplantae; Streptophyta; Lycopodiopsida; Selaginellales; Selaginellaceae. Bases 36 to 2012 code for a protein of 658 amino acids. The transcript has 2 exons.